GAUGGCAUGGUGAAAUGUAAAAUUUUACCACCCGCGCAGUUGUACCACCCCGUUCUCCCUGUCAGGAUGAAGGGAAAGUUAAUGUUCGCCCUUUGCAACAGCUGUGGUGAAAGUUCACAGCAGCAAGUCGUGAAAGCAUUGGAAAAAGGCUACAGGAUUGUGGAAGUGUUUGAAGUGUGGACAUACGAAACGCGUCAAUACAACCAUGCGGCGGGUCAGCCGGGUUUAUUCACAGAAAUGAUGAAUAAAUUCAUCAAAAUUAAACAGGAAGCCUCCGGCUGGCCCGCGGAUUGCAUAAACGAUGUGGUGAAACAACAACAAUAUCUGGUGGAUUUUGAAGAAGCUGAAAAAGUGAAGCUAACACCGGAACGCAUCGAAAAUAACCCUGGUCUUCGAUCCCUCGCCAAAUUAAUGUUGAAUUCGUUCUGGGGAAAGUUUGGACAACGUGAAAACCAACCACAAACAACCAUCGUCAACGAUCCUCAGGAAUGCUUUGAUCUCCUUGCGCAUCCGUCGAAGAAUGUCAACAGUAUAACUCCUGUGAAUGAACAAACUGUUGUAAUCAACUGGGAGUACGCCGACGAGGCUGUGGAAUCUCUGCCUACUGUGAAUGUGGUAAUUGCAGCUUUUGUUACAGCACAGGCCCGUUUGAAGUUGUACGAAUAUCUAGAGAUGUUGGAUACACGUGUUUUAUACUACGACACCGAUUCCGUUAUCUAUGUGUCAAGCAACCAUUUUCCAGAUCCCCCGACUGGAAAAUUCAUUGGGGACAUGACCGAUGAGCUGGAGGUAUACGGUAUCGGUUCCUACAUCACGGAAUUUGUUUCGGGCGGGCCUAAAAAUUACGCAUACUCGGUGUGGUCAACGACGAAGCUGUGUAUCGAACAUGUUUGUAAGGUGAAAGGGAUCGCCUUAACAUACAGUGCUUCUCGGUUGAUUAAUUUUGAGAAAAUUAAACAAAUGGUUCUAGAAAAAACAGAUCCCAUUCGUUUGACGUCGAUGAACUUUGUGCGGACAAAAGAUCAUUGUGUAGUAACCAAAGAGGAGACAAAGACAUACAGAACGAAUUCAACAAAGAGACUCUUCAUGGAUGACAACAGUUCUCGGCCAUUCGGAUACAAGGUCCCUAGGAACUAAUUAAGUGGAAAUUAAAAAUUAAUAUAAUAAUAUAAAAAAAAGGUAACUUUGAAUUAUUAAUAUUAUAUAGAUAUAUAUGGUACAUACAAUUUGUCUAUUUUGUUUUUGAUAUAUUCAACGCGUACAACCGGGUGAGAA
Molecule: messenger RNA, 1275 nt
Organism: Aethina tumida (small hive beetle)
Lineage: Eukaryota; Metazoa; Arthropoda; Insecta; Coleoptera; Nitidulidae
Exons: 2
Coding region: 7-1137 (376 amino acids)
Biological process (GO): DNA replication
Molecular function (GO): nucleotide binding; DNA-directed DNA polymerase activity; DNA binding
Source: RefSeq, a predicted model, not a curated record